Miscanthus lutarioriparius is the source of this 672-nucleotide messenger RNA. Lineage: Eukaryota; Viridiplantae; Streptophyta; Magnoliopsida; Poales; Poaceae. The record is from the annotation of a GenBank genome assembly.
AUGGAAGCAGCAGUGGCUGCCACCACCUCCUCCCUGCUACUGGUCUCCGGCCCCAGGAGAUCAUCGCCAACAACAACCUUGCCUUCCCCCUCGUCGCUUCGGCCUCCCUGCAAGAGCUGCUGCUCCUUCACAACCUCCACUGCAAGGCAGCAGCAGCAUCUGGAUGCGGUAACCGUUGGCCGAGUUGCUGACAAAGCUGGCAUCGUCCUCCCCGUUGCCACAGUUUCAGGCACGCAUGCUCGGCUGGAGAAGAAGUGCGGGGGCGGGAGCCUGCUGGUGACGGACCUGGACAGCACCAAUGGCACCUACAUCAACGAGCGCCGGCUCAACCCUGGCUUCCCCGUGCCCAUCGACCCCGGCAGCCUACUCAUCUUCGGUGACAUCCACUUGGCGAUGUUCCGUGUAAGGAAGAUGAGAGUUGAGGUGCCCACUCCCAACGAGGCCGAGGGAGCUGAACAAGAGACCAAGACCGAGACGGUGCAAAAGCAGCAGACUGGUGCAAGAGAUAAGAUCAGACAAGACAUGAAAGAUAGAGUAGACUUGACCAACACAGAGUCAAAAGACAGCAGAGCAAAUUACCAGGAAUGUAUGGUGCCAUGGUGGCAGACCAUAUCUAAGAAUGCUCUCUACACAGAUACGCACAGCACAGAAGUGCACCCAGGAACUGAAUAA